GACAGGGACCAAUGCGGGGACUCUCAGUCUUCAUCGCACACAGCCGGGAUGCAGACAGCUGCCUUCGUCCUCCUCCUGGCCCUCGCGGCCCCAGCCUUCGGGGGACCCGUGUCCACCCCGUCCCUCUUCCCCACCCAGGAGAACUUCAACAAGGACAGGUUUAUGGGAAAGUGGUAUGAUGUUGCCACGGCAUCCUCCAAUCCCAAGGCCGAUCAUCACGAGGCUGAAGAGUCAAUGGGUGCCUGGGAGCUCAAACUAGGAGAUAGCAACACAGUCAGCAUUACGGUGACUGCCUUCAGGCGUGGGGUGUGUAAGGAAUUCUCUACAGUUUAUGAGCUGACUGAAACACCCGGGAGGAUGUUCCAUCACACCAAGUUUGGGACCGACAUUGAUGCGUAUGUGGUCCACACAAACUAUGAUGAGUAUGCCAUCGUAGCCAUGUCCAAAGAAAGACAGGGAGACAGCAGGACCAUUACGUUUAAGCUUUUUGGUCGUGCCAUGGAACUUCGCCCAACUCUGAUGACUGAUUUUAACCAGCUGGUGAAGGAGCAGGGCAUCAGUGAAGACUCCAUUAUCCUCCUCCAAAAGAAAGAGAAAUGUACUCCAGGAGAGAUAUCGCUGGAGCCAGAGUUUCAGAGAAUAAGGAGAAGUGUUGUCCUGCCCGCACCCGUUGAGGAAGGCUCAGGAGAUGACACGCCCAUCUUCCGCACUGCAGAAUCCUGUCAGCUGGCCCCCGACGUGGGCCCCUGUUUCGGGCUGAUGCAGCGCUUCUACUACAACUCCACCCUCAUGGCCUGCCAACCGUUCACCUUUGGCGGUUGCCUCGGCAACCAGAACAACUUUGUAACCGAGAAGGAAUGUCUGCAGAGCUGCCGUACAGAGGCUGUCUGUAGACUGCCCAUAGACGUGGGCUCCUGCACCACACACGCUGAGCUGUGGGGCUUCGACUCCACUGCCGGAAAGUGCGUCUCUUUCAAGUACGGCGGCUGCAAGGGGAACGGCAACAAGUUCUACAGCCAAAAAGAAUGCAAUGAGUACUGUGGAGUGGUGAAGGAUGGAGAUGAAGAAUUGCUCAAGACAAACUGAAGGUGACAGAACAGAAAGCAUGUGACAAAGAGCAUGCAGUCAAACAGCACAGAUCAACAGUAGAGGAUAUCUUUGAUUCAAGAUACACCGGUGCUAGUUCAAACAACACACACAUUGUCUGACAUAUGGUCUUCUAGCCAUCUGCAGCUUUUAGUCUUUUGUAUUUUUGAUGUCCCUUCUACGGUAUGUUGAUUAGUGCAAUAUAGCACUUUUUUCAUGAAAUGCAAAAGAAUGAUUGAACAUUUGAGGCUAUGUUCUGUGAUGUUAGUAUAAAAGGGAAAGUUGAAAAGGGUAUUGUGCUUACUUGCCUCCCUGUGAGUGGUUUCCAUGUAAAAAGCUUGCAGACUCAGUAUAAAGGAGUGGCUCCACAUGCAAUCCUA
Anguilla rostrata (American eel) is the source of this 1466-nucleotide messenger RNA. It is a transcript of the gene ambp, whose product is annotated as alpha-1-microglobulin/bikunin precursor. The coding region runs from base 49 to 1086 and encodes 345 amino acids. Lineage: Eukaryota; Metazoa; Chordata; Actinopteri; Anguilliformes; Anguillidae. The transcript has 10 exons. The record is from RefSeq and is a predicted model, not a curated record. Gene Ontology annotation, molecular function: serine-type endopeptidase inhibitor activity.